GCGGUGAUUGGUCGGCUAGGCUUAAACCGUGCGGGUGCCGGCGCUGAUUGGUCGUCGCCGCUAGGUGGGCGGAGCGAAGCGGGAGAGCGGGAAGACGCGGCGGCGAUGGCGGCGCGGCUGGAGCGCGCGAGGGGGGCGCUGGCAGCGCUCGAGGCUGCUCUGGCCUUGGAGGAGGAGGAGGGUGAUGUCCCCACCCGGGUCCUGAUGGAACAUCAGAUGGACACCCGGCGGAAGCAGAAGCUGCUCCUGUCCCAGCUCCGGGUGCUGAAGCUGCUCCUGGGGGUCAUCGAGAACCCGGGGCUGCUCCCGUCUGCCACCAACCUGCGCGAGGCAGCGGCGCAGGCUCGGAGGCGCUGGCGGGAGCUGAAGGCGAGGUAUGGGGAGGCUCUGGGGGCCCUGGAGGAGGCUGUGCCCCCCACCCUGGCCCAGCUACACCGGGGCCAGCAGCUGCUGCACCGUGGGAGGACAACCCUGGGGGCACGGCUGAAUCAGCAAGAAGAGCUGAAGGUGAAGGUGCAUGAGGCCACAGAGAGACGGGACCAGUCUGGGGUCUUUUUCUCCCCAAAUUUGGGGGUGGGGGCCUCGUGCCACCUGUACCAGGCUCUGGCAGGGGUCCAGGUGCUGCCCCCCUCCCCAGGGACCCCCGAGUUGGAGCUGGAGCUGGGACCCCCUCCCAGCUCCUCGCAUUCCCUGCCCCCCCUUCACCUGUGCCUCACCCCCAGCGGGGGGGUCCGACUGCAGGAACCCCCCCUGGGGCUGUCCCCUCCCCUGGGCCCGGGACUGCUGGAGCUGCAGCAGCGCUGCUGGGACAGCUGGAGCCUCUGGGCAGAGGUGACACACCUGAGAACCAGGUUCGCCCUGGACUGGCAGCCGGAGUUGGGGCUCCUGCAGGUCCUGGGGGGCCCCCGGGGUGCCCAGACCCUCUGGACGCUGCAGCUGGAGCCAGGGUACCCCCAGAGCGGGGGGGUGCGACUGCUGCCCCCACCAAAGGGGGCCCCCCCCAUCCCUGCACCCCCAAACCCUCCAACUCUGACACGGUGGCUGGAGCUGCUGGUGGGGGGGGUCCCUGAAAACGGGGGAUCCCCCUCUAUCCCCCCCCCAUAAAAAACCCCACUGCACCCCAAUAAACUCACGGCCAC
This is a messenger RNA of Pyrgilauda ruficollis (rufous-necked snowfinch), 1139 nucleotides long. It is a transcript of the gene ZWINT, whose product is annotated as ZW10 interacting kinetochore protein. The coding region runs from base 106 to 1104 and encodes 332 amino acids. The transcript has 10 exons. Gene Ontology annotation, cellular component: dendrite; kinetochore; cytosol. Lineage: Eukaryota; Metazoa; Chordata; Aves; Passeriformes; Passeridae. Gene Ontology annotation, biological process: mitotic sister chromatid segregation; mitotic cell cycle checkpoint signaling; establishment of localization in cell. The record is from RefSeq and is a predicted model, not a curated record.